This is a messenger RNA of Nezara viridula (southern green stink bug), 1804 nucleotides long. Lineage: Eukaryota; Metazoa; Arthropoda; Insecta; Hemiptera; Pentatomidae. The record is from the annotation of a GenBank genome assembly.
AGGAUUAUUCAGAGAAUUCGAUGAAGGAUGCAUUGGGGUGGUACGGCUACGAUAGGGGUGCAACUUCUGGUUCAGAAACCAGCUCAGACAGUGAAUUGCCGAGGAAAAGGUAUUCGCCACUUCGAACCAUUGCAAAUGAUUGCCUCUGCUGCGCUUGGUGCCAGAAAGUGGGGAAUUCGAAAGAUUUCAGUUUGAAGACACCGAAUGGCAAUAAGGUGUUUUGCUCGGAACAAUGUUUUACUCAAUGUAGGAGAGCAAGCUUUAAAAGGAACAAAACUUGUGAUUGGUGCCGGCAUGUUCGACACACUGUCAACUAUGUUGACUUUCAAGAUGGUGAUCAUCAACUACAAUUCUGUAGAAAAAUCUUUUAUCAGCCUUCAACAUCUUAUUCAAUUAAUUUGCAGUGAUAAAUGCCUCAACCAGUACAAGAUGAACAUCUUCUGCAAAGAAACAGAGGCCCACCUCGAAGCCCAUCCUCACCUGCGAGAGAGUACUGUUGCGGAGAGCGGACCUGGGUUGAUAACUCCAGAUCUCUGGUUGAGAGACUGUCGCUCUCCAGCCAGUGAGGAAUCCCUCAGUCCACAACCGAGUCUCACAAUGCCAGAUGGAAAGAAAGAAAAAGAAGCAAAGAAAAAAGGAAGACGUCAAAGAAGAAUAGCAUCACCUCCAAGGAUUCCCUUACAUCCUCUUCCACCUCCUCUUUUACCUCCACCUUGGAGAAGAAAACCAGACGUUCCAGCAUUAGUUCCUAUCGCACGUCCUGUACCAAUGUUGCCUGGUCUUUUGCCGCCUCCUACCACACUUGUUCCCUAUCCCAUAUUCUUUCCAAUACCUAUUCCCAUUCCCAUACCAUUGCCGCUACCAGGACUCAAGAUGUCUGAUCUUGAGGGUGCUAAAAAAACUGAACCAACUCAACCUACUCAUCUAGCACAGCCCCCUCCUAGGAAAAGGAAGAGGAUUACGGACAUAUCACAAGAGAAUGAAGCUGCCAGGAAGCCCAAAACAGUUCAUGCCUAGCACUUUUCUCACCAAGAUAUUUUAUAGUUCAAAUCGAUAGUCAUGAGAGACUUUCAAUUAUGAUUAAAUCAACAAAAAAGGCUUUUGUGAACAAGAGACAAUCUGAAUCAAAUAUGCGAAAUAUUUUAUCUAAUUCUGUGCAAUUUUUUCUGUAACAAUAACCACAUGAUUAUAUAAAUUAAAUGGAAUUAUUAUUUUGGACUGUUUUAAACAUAGUUUACAGCGUUAUUUUAAUGGUCUUAAAUCAUUAACAUCAGAAUUUAUAUAUAUUAUAACUUUCUAUAAACCAUGUAUUAUAUUGUUAAAAAUACUUUAAAAUUAAUUUAGGUAAUUUGCUCGUAGCCAAAUUUAUAUUUUAUAUUUUUUGUUGUGUAAUUGAGUGCUACCUUGUAAAUACUGUUUGUAUUUAGAAAUUAUUGAUUUUUAGUAAAAGAUUAGAUUAUUAAAAGGUGCUAUAUUGUUGUUUUUUCAUCAUUUUUAUAUGAUAAAAUAUUUUUAUUUUUUAGUUAAAGUGUAUAAUGUUUAUUGUUGUUGUACAGAAAAAUAAAAAUCUCUUAUAAAUGUAAGAUAUAAUUAUGAACAGCGGACUUGUUUAAAUUCUUUUUCAAAAAUAGUUUAAUUAUUUCAAAACCCAACAAGUACUUGCCAAUGUAGUAGAAAAUAGUUAUGUCAUGUUCUUAAUAGAUGUUAAACAUAUUAAACUUAUUUAUAACUCUGUCUAAAAUUAUUUAUUUUUAGAAAAAAACAAAACCUACUUUUAAAUUGUAAUAAUAUAAACAAAAUAAAC